Prorocentrum cordatum is the source of this 1062-nucleotide messenger RNA. Lineage: Eukaryota; Dinophyceae; Prorocentrales; Prorocentraceae. The record is from the annotation of a GenBank genome assembly.
AUGAAGUCCUCCAGCAUCGCGGUACUCUUGUUUUUAGUUGGCUGCGUGGGAGCUGCUCAGCUCAAAGUGAUUGACGACACGACCUACGAGUCUGGAGCAGCACGUUCCCCAGUGUAUGGGUACGAAAUCACUUACAAGUCUACGCACCAGAUUGAUGACAUUUACUUUGUUAAGAAUGGCGCGCGGACGAUCCCUUUCAUGGAAUCUUUCCCGACCUACGGCGGCUGCACCCUCACUCAGGGCGGUCCUUGCAACGGAGGUCAUCAGAGCCCGUGGGACUCAUCAGGCAAGGCUGACAACUCCGGGUGCUGGUCAUUCACUACUCACAGUAUCCUAUGCGAUCAUGACAUAACCUCCGACGAAGUGCAUAUCGAAUUCUGGUCGGGCGGCUAUUCUUCCACGAGCGGCUUCACUGUGAAAUCAUUGGACGCGGGUGGAUCAGUAAUUGCGACUGUGGCUGAUGUUGGGUCCCGGUCAGGGCUUACUGCUUGCAAUGCGCUCGACGGCGCUGGGACGCCAACGAUUUGUCCGGUCUCCCCUCCGACGACGUACACGCAACCUACUGCUGCGACACCCAGCCCGACCGCUGCGACACCCAGCCCGACCAGCGCCCCCAGCCCGGCAGCUUCUGGGGCUUCUGCCGUUGGCGAUCCUCACUUGCAAAACGUUCAUGGUGAGCGGUUCGACUUGAUGAAGGAGGGUAAUCACGUGCUCAUAAGCAUUCCUCGUGGACAGAUCGCCGAAAACGCCUUGCUUCGCGUGCGGGCCGAUGCGCGCCGAUUGGGUGGACAAUGUGCGGAUAUGUACUUCCAAGCGCUGAACGUUACAGGGUCUUGGGCUGAGGCCAGUCAAGCUGGAGGUGGCCUCCGCUACUUGAAUCUGCACGUGAAGCACCUAGGGCGGGCAGGGUUUGUUGUCGGAGGUCUGCUGGGAGAGGACGACCACGAGGACGUCAUGGUUCCUCCAGAGGCAUGUGCCACGCGUCUGGCCCUGGUGGAUAAUGUGGAAGCAGGCCUGAAAUCUCCAUCAGUGGCCUCGGUCGCAGUGGCAACCAUUGCGUGA